CCCUUCUCCUCUUCUCCUUGCCUCUUCCAAUGCUUCCAGUCCCCAUUCCUCGUCUUUCCGGGCUCUUCCCGCCGCCCGUUGUAGAUGUCCCUGAGGUAGAGUUACGCUGGUGUUGGCUAAGAAUUGUAGCAGCGCCCUGGUAGCUCUGGGCUCUCCUAAAAGUCGUCUUUGCGGGUGCUCCUCUGCAGCAGUGGGUCUCAUAACCCCAUCCAUCUCCAGAUCCUUGUAGAGCUUGUUUCAUUGGUGUCACCAUUUCCGACAUUCAAAGAAAAUAUGGUGUAUUGUCUCCCUUGAUAAGCCACACCCUUUACAGGUUGCAUCUUCUUGGGCCUGGAUCUGGUUUAGGUGUGCUCCAAUGGCUGCAUGUCCUGUCUUCAGUUGAAAAUAGCGGCUUGUCAGGUGCUUGGGGGCUACUGCAGCUGUAGGGUCAAGCUGCCAGUUCUUCUGCGGCCUGUAUAUUUGUUGACCUUGUUGGGAUCGCUGGCUGAGCGCCUUAGUGAGCCAUCUCUGCUUCCGUGUUGUAACAGCUUCUGUUCGGGCUCUACAGGCAAAGGCCAGAGAGAUCUCUUUUGGGCCUCUUCCCGGAGGCUUACCAGCCGCCUGCUUUGCUGCCUGGUCAGCUCUUUCAUUUCCUUCUACCCCUGCGUGUCCCGGAACUCAUUGGAUAGUGGGGUGAUGACCUUGGGCAUGCAAUCUCUUGGCUAUAGCAUGUGCUUGGAUCGCUAAUGCUUGACCUGGCCCUGGCUGGGUAUGUGUCACGGAGCAUGGACGCUCGCGAGCUGCACAGCAUAUUUGGUGUAGAACAUUCACUGAGCAUCGCUUAAACCCCUCACGCACACUAGAUAGCUCGUCGCCGGCAGGCCUGCCUCUUUCCUUUCUUUCCUCAUGUUAGAAUUUCGUCAGAUAGUCUACCAAUAUAUUCAUAUUGCUCGAGACCGUCACACCAAGGAUGCGUGGAAAGACCCGCCCCCGACGUAAAAUAGACACACACACACACACACUACUACUACUACUACUACUACU
This is a messenger RNA of Aspergillus glaucus CBS 516.65, 1023 nucleotides long. RefSeq lists its product as uncharacterized. NCBI's taxonomy places the organism in Eukaryota, Fungi, Ascomycota, Eurotiomycetes, Eurotiales, Aspergillaceae. Bases 364 to 726 code for a protein of 120 amino acids. The record is from RefSeq and is a predicted model, not a curated record. The transcript has 2 exons.